Oreochromis aureus is the source of this 3379-nucleotide messenger RNA. Its product is annotated as PAN2-PAN3 deadenylation complex catalytic subunit PAN2-like. The record is from RefSeq and is a predicted model, not a curated record. Lineage: Eukaryota; Metazoa; Chordata; Actinopteri; Cichliformes; Cichlidae. Gene Ontology annotation, molecular function: nucleic acid binding; protein binding. Gene Ontology annotation, cellular component: P-body; PAN complex. The transcript is spliced from 22 exons. Bases 1 to 3324 code for a protein of 1107 amino acids. Gene Ontology annotation, biological process: nuclear-transcribed mRNA poly(A) tail shortening.
AUGCCCACGUCUCCCAAAGAAUUCACACCUGCUGAUUUAGCUGAACUCAAGAAGAUUUUUGAAGCUCUCAACACAAGAUUAGGUGAAUACUGGGCCAACCAUCGCAGGACUAUGAACGCUCCUCACUGGACUCCUCACUGGACUCCUCACUGGACUCCUCACUGGACUCCUCACUGGUCUCCUCACUGGUCUCCUCAGUGGACUCCUGGGGGACUGGAGCCCUCCAUGAACUCAUAUCUGAUUCCAAACCUCCACCAAGAUGUGGGAAUGAACACACAGGAGCUGGCUGUGACCGUUCCUAAGCCUGUGCACGUAAAGAAGGGGAUGUUUUCUGAGCUGCACAGUAAUGUUUCAGAAGCUGGCAUCCCGGUCACUGCAACACAUUUUGACCUGCAGCGGGAAAUGCUCUGGAUGGGAAACUACACGGGUCAUGUACAAUCCUUCCUUGGACCUACAAUGGCACACUACUCUUCUUUCCAAGUGCACGCAACUGAUGCCAUCAGACACAUGCAGAGUUUGGACACAGGCGUGCUGUUCCUUUCUAAAUGCAACCUCAGAUGUUACACUUGUGGAGGCCUGGUCAUGUCUGAUUAUCGGAUGGAAGAAGGAGCUGAUAUGCACAGUCUCCUCAUGACUGAUAACAUGCUGCUCAUGGGGGAAUUACAAAACUAUGUGGCUGAAGUUGACUUGAAUACACUUCAAGAAACUCAAAAAUUCACAGUGGAGACACCUGGAGUGACAAUAAUGCGUCAGACCAAUCAUUUCUUUUUCUUUAGGCACCCUUCUAAGUAUCACCUGAUUGCAUCAGUGACCCUUCGAGACUUGCAUACAUUUAGGACACAAAACUUUGAUGCAUUUCCUGGCGGCCUGUCAGACUUUGAUGUUCACGGAAACCUCUUGGCUGUGAGUGGGUUCUCCAGCCGAGGGCCGAAUGAACGUUUCCUCAUGGUGUAUGACCUCCGCAGGAUGCAAGCUGCAACCCCCCUUUGGGUGCAUGUGGAUCCCUUCUUCGUGCGCUUCAUUCCUACCUACACGUCACGGCUCGCAAUCAUCUCACAGACAGGUAUGAAGCUGGCCUGGAAUCAUAACCUGUGGCCCUGCUCUCCCAUCCCCACUGUCCAGGCUACACCCAGCUCAAGAUGGGCUCCUGGGAUGGAGCCAGAAAUCCCACAAACUAUUGAAACAGUUGGCUUCAACAGUUAUGUGGAAAAUCCUUACGCCUGCCCCUUUAACCAGGUCCCUGCCAAUGAAGAAGGGACACCUGGUCAUGGUUAUUACAACCACGUCCCUGAAUCUCCAACACAGAGUGAUGAAGAGCCGCUCCUUCACACUGUUCCAGAAAAGUACAGAAAGGUGACAAUUAAAUACUCUAAAUGUGGACGGGAAGAUUUUGACUUCAAACAUUACAACAGGACGUUGUUUGCUGGCCUGGAGCCGCAGAUUCCCAACGCCUACUGUAACUGCAUGAUCCAGGUGUUAUACUUCAUGGAGCCAGUUCGCUGCCUUGUUCAGAAUCAUUCGUGCCACAAGGAGUUUUGUUUAGCUUGUGAACUCGGCUUCCUCUUCCACAUGUUGGAUUUGUCACAAGGAGAUCCAUGUCAGGCCAGCAACUUCCUCAGAGCACUUCGAAACAUCCCUGAAGCCAAAGAGAUGGGCCUGAUCCUCUCAAACUGUGAGGAGACAACGGGAACAGUCGAGCUAGGUCGCUUAAUCCAGAGAUGGAAUCACUUCAUGCUCUACCAGCUCUUCCAGGAGACACAGGAGCAGGAGGAUCCACGGGCCUACAGGACACCCAGGAGCAGUUGCAGUUCUCUGGGCUCCUCUGGCGACUCUGUCAUUAGAGAGCUGUUUUGUUCUGAAGUUGAGAACCGCAGCCUGUGUCUCUGUGGCAUAGAAACAGUCCACUCCUCCCUCAUGUUGCUGUUCAACAUGCAUUACCCCGACUCUCAAGGAAAAAGAAUGAAGGAGCAUGACUUUGCUGAGAUCCUGAAGAAAAGCAUCUGCCUGCAGCAGAGAUCUCACACAUGGUGUGAAAACUGUGACAAGUAUCACCUCACAGUGCAGACACGCAACAUUCGACGUCUCCCAGAUGUUUUGGUGAUAAACUGUGAGGUGAACAGCAGCAAAGAGGCCGAAUUCUGGAAGGUUCAGGCCGAGUAUGCCUUCAACAAAUCCAUGCAGAAGACAGAUCAGGAUCAGCGUCACGUGUGGAUCCCCGCCACUCUCAAGAUGUCCCUCAGCAAAAGUCAGAGACUGGAGAUCAGCAGCUGGCCUGAGGGCGAGGAGUUAAGUGCUGCUGAAGAGGCGGAGGGAGCUUCUCUGUAUGACUUGGUGGUCACGGUGCCACACAUCCUGGACUCUGGUCUGGUCGCACACAUCAAAGUGGGUGAGACCUACCAUCAAAGAAAAGAGGGAGUCUCUCGCCAGCAGUGGUACCUCUUCAAUGACUUCCUCAUUGAGUCGAUUGAGAAGAGUGAGGCUGCACAGUUUGAUGUGAGCUGGAAAGUGCCAGCCAUCCUGUGUUACGCCAAGAGAAACUACCACACCAAAUACGACCUCCGCAGUGAGUGUCAGCACAAUCAGUCUGAAGUCAAAUCCGACUUAUAUCGGACUCAGAAGCAGAGGAAGACAGACGCCACUUUCAUCCCACUGACAGUCAGUGAGAUGCCGCGGGCUGGUGACCUGGUGGGGCUGGACGCUGAGUUUGUAAAGCUCAGUGAGGAGGAAGCAGUGCUGCACAGCGACGGCACCAAAUCGACCAUUACGCCCAGUCAGAUGUCUGUGGCCAGGAUCACCUGUGUGAGGGGUCAGGGACCCAACGAGGGGGUCCCCUUCAUCGAUGACUACAUCUCCACUCAGGAGCAGGUGGUCGACUAUUUGACAAAAUACUCUGGAAUCGAACCUGGAGACCUGGAUGCCACAGUAUCCUCUAAGCACGUGACCACGCUGAAGUCGACCUACCUGAAGCUACGCUUCCUCAUCGACUCAGGAGUUCGCUUCGUCGGCCACGGCCUGCAGAAUGACUUUCGUGUCAUUAAUUUAGUGGUUCCCAAAGAUCAAGUUAUCGACACUGUCCACCUCUUCCGAUUGCCCUACAAGAGGAUGAUUUCUCUGAAAUUCCUUGCUUGGUAUUUUCUUGGCCUCAACAUCCAGGGAGAAACCCACGACAGCACGGAGGACUCAUGCACGGCCCUGAAGCUUUACAGGAAGUACCUGGAGCUGUAUCAGGAAGGAGGGAAUCAUUACGUGACGAAGGUGCUCUACGAAGUCUACGACAAAGGCUUCCAGCUGAACUGGAAAGUCCCGGAUUUGGAUGCGAGAUAGGCCGUCUGAGUGGACUGAAUGCACUCUCCUUCCAUCCACAGGUGCUGCUGUGCUU